This is a messenger RNA of Acipenser ruthenus (sterlet), 1652 nucleotides long. RefSeq names its product DNA-binding protein RFXANK-like. The record is from RefSeq and is a predicted model, not a curated record. Gene Ontology annotation, molecular function: protein binding. Gene Ontology annotation, cellular component: nucleus. Gene Ontology annotation, biological process: regulation of transcription by RNA polymerase II. Lineage: Eukaryota; Metazoa; Chordata; Actinopteri; Acipenseriformes; Acipenseridae. The transcript is spliced from 9 exons. Bases 200 to 1033 code for a protein of 277 amino acids.
UGUCUUUAAAACGUGAAAUAAAAAAAAAAAUCAUCACUAAAAGUAAAUCUAUUAAUUAAAAAAGAAUCAGUUGCAUUAUGGGAUUCGUAAACAAAGUUAGUUUCACUUUUGGUUUUCGAUUAAGGAAGUGUUCAGGGCGUGAAGUAAAGCAAUGCGCAAGUGAAUAAACGGGGAUUUCAAAAUAUUAUUCAAACCAGAUAUGGAUGGAAAGAUAUGUCCACUGCAAACGAAGGAGGACACCCCUCCCAUUAAAGACUGCAAGGACCAGGGGAAGAGGAAUGACACGCGCCUGGAACCCCCAGACACUGAGACCCAGGGGACAGAUCUAGAGGAUUCUGAUCCAAUGAACGAGACUAUUGUGCUCCACCUGUACCCCUUGCACCAGUCCUGCCUUGCCCAGGAAGAGCUCUCUGACCUGGGCAACGGUGUGGAGGAUUCCUCGGACCCCAGGAGAAGCGAGGGUCUCAACAAACACUCGACCACCCUUACCAACCGGCAACGUGGCAACGAAGCCACGGCACUGCCUGCCACUCUUGACUCUCUUUCAGUACACCAGCUGGCAGCUCAAGGAGAAAUCACCCAGCUGGAGGAACACCUGUGCAAGGAUGACUCACUGCUCAGCAAACAGGAUGAACGGGGCUUCACCCCUCUCAUGUGGGCUGCUGCGUUUGGGGAGGUUGCAACGGUCACCUACCUGCUGGAAAAGGGUGCUGAUCCCACAGUUCUAGCUCGGGAGCGAGAGAGCGCCCUGUCCCUGGCCAGCUCUGGGGGUUACACAGACAUCGUCAACACCCUGCUCAAACACCACGUGGAGAUCAACACUUACGACUGGAACGGAGGAACGCCUCUUCUCUAUGCGGUCCGUGGGAAUCAUGUGAAGUGUGUAGAGUCUCUGCUGGGCCGGGGAGCAGACCUGACCAUGGAGGCAGACUCCGGAUACAGCCCCAUGGAUUUAGCUGUGGCUCUGGGACACAAGAAGGUCCAACAGGCUAUUGAAACGCACAUCCUCAAUUUACUUAAGAAGAAAGAAUAGCGCAGAGGGGAGGUCUUUGCGGAGAACGCAUGCAAGAUUCUGGUGUGGUCUACAGACGGUACCCAAAGACUUUGAUGAGCUUGGUAUGUCUUGAUCUUGUUUGUGAUGCAGGGGGGACCCUGAAAUGAAUUGCUCCCUCUCUGCGAUGCGGACUGUGGGCAGACUUAGCGAGUGUUAGGGGUCAGCGACCGGCACUGCUUUCCUUCUUCACAAUGCACUUUUGAUGCACCCUUGAGUUUUUCAUCAGGAGCCUUUUUUAAAAUAACUCAAGAGUGCAGAGUGAUGCCUUAAACACUCACACAUGACUUUUUGAAAUGCGCUUUGAAACCGACUUUAAAGUUAUAAGUGUAAAAAGUUGUCAGGAUGUUAACAAUGAAAAGAAAAAUUACAGGUAUGUUAUUAAUAAAAAAAAUAAAUACAUGUUCAUCAAUCUUUUUGGUGUCAUCAGAAUUACUUGGUAUAUGUUCUUCAGACACAGUGUUAAGAUUCCUGUCUAUGAAUCUAUUCUAUGAUGCAUAUAUGUGUUUUUGAAAGUUAUGACAGGGCAACUUCUUGAACUCCAUAGAGUUCACACAACCUGUUUUAACAUUUGUAAAAAAAAAUUUAAAAAAAUUAAAAA